This is a messenger RNA of Gregarina niphandrodes, 2163 nucleotides long. Its product is annotated as aminopeptidase N. Bases 1 to 2163 code for a protein of 720 amino acids. Gene Ontology annotation, molecular function: aminopeptidase activity; zinc ion binding. The transcript is spliced from 2 exons. Gene Ontology annotation, cellular component: cytoplasm. NCBI's taxonomy places the organism in Eukaryota, Apicomplexa, Conoidasida, Eugregarinorida, Gregarinidae. The record is from RefSeq and is a predicted model, not a curated record.
AUGGGUGGGCAAGACGCUGCUGUCUUCCUGCGGUCCCAACUGGGGCGGGAGCCAACUAUUCAGGCAACAACUGGGCAGGUAGUUACUACAGCCCAAUUACUGAAAAAAGAAGCGAACAGCGCAGGGCAGGUGAGCCGGUGUCCCCACCUGCACAAGCAGCCGGUUGAAAUACGAUUGGAUGACUACGAGCCGUACAACUUGGCGCUGAAAUCGACCGAAUUGGAAUUCACUUUGGGAUACAACUUGACCAUCAUUAAGUCCCGUCUUUCCGUUAAGAACUAUGUGGGCGGCGACAUUAUCCUUCACGGCUCCAAGGACACUCAUCUCGACCAGAUUGUCUUGUUGUUCAACCGAACGGUGGACCACACAGUGUACACAUACCGCCGGAACCUCAUGAAUUUGGUCUGCCUGAAUGACGAUCAUAACCUGGUUAUCAAAGAAGAGCACGUACCCAGUGCACGGGGUGGCACUGCACGCAUGUCGCGGUUCAUUUUGCUCUUGACUACACACGUGAACCCGGAAGCGAACAAGUUGUUAUUUGGUUUGUAUCGAUCGCGUAAUUUGUUGAUAACUCAGAAUGAGUCGUCAGGGUUUAGACGCAUCACGUUCUACCCCGACAGACCCGACGUGAUGUCUGUCUUCACCACCACGAUCAAAGCCGACCCAAAAGUGUUCCCGGUUCUCCUUUCCAACGGAGAGAAGGUAAGCGAGGGGGAUACCGCAGUACCCCUCGCAGACGGCAGUCUUGGUGUCGUCCGUACGGUAGUUUACCACGAUCCGUAUCCGAAACCAUCCUACUUGUUCGCCUUGGCCGCCGGUAGACUCCACCGUCUAGAACGCCAGGUACUUGUAGGCAGACCCUGCACUGAGGCUCUAGACACACUCACAGACCUACUCGGCAACUCCCCCAAUCACGCUCUGGCCGCACUCUGCAAGACCCCGGAAGCCGUCUUUGAGGACGUAAUCGUUGAUUACCAAACUCUACCACAAACCAGACUAAACUACCGAACUGACUACCGAACCGGCAACUACCGACCCUCCAGCACCACUCUCCGAUUACCCCAGACCCAGAUAUAUGCACCCAGCUCGCGACUGCAGUCUCCUGUCUUGCAGUCUUCAACCUUGCAGUCUCCAGUCUCAGGCCUGGUCGCCGGACACCUGGAUAACUUAGCGACGAAGUCCGGUAAGGGGAGAGCUGCGGUACCCACUCAGUCGCAGCGACUAGCUUCCGCCAGGCCUGCUGCCUUCUCUCCUGGCGGGCCGUAUGGUCCUUUCCCCCAGACGGGCAGUAACAUAGGCGCUCCACUCCGGAUCCCGCUCGAGAAGAGAACCGGCCAACUUCCCAUGUCCUAUGGCGGAUCCAUCGACGCGGCACCGCCGUCACGCUCGACCUCAUCUGGCUCUACCCCAUCCGGCUCCACCGCGUCUGGCUCGACCGCAUCUGACUCGACCAGAUCUGGCUCCUACAAUCUCAUGAGACCUGCCAGUCUUCGGCAACUGCAACAACUUUUCUCACCGGGCGUGGCCGUCAAUGACUUUAUUGGUGCGCUCUUCGGCCUUACCACAGACCGGACUGCCAAACUGGCGUCAUUCGACUGGCUCAAAGGCCUCACGGGAAGCAAGUCUGAGUUGGUAACCGAUCUGUCGGAGUCGUCCACUGCUGGUCGUUUGGAGUCGUCCGCUGCGCUGCAAUUCGCGCUUGCGAUGGAUGGGGCUGAGAAUAUUGGGAGUGAGAACACUGGGAGCGAGAACGCGCACUUCUUGGUCAGUGAGCAGCUGCUGGCGAGUGGGGACCUGGACCCCGGCCGACCGGACCUGUUGGCUCGAGAGCUCGUGGCCGAGGAAGCGGACCGCGACGUGGAGACUGACCUGCGUGAGACCGGGCUUCUUGCCGAGCGUGACUCGCCGGCCAUCUUCGACAAGUCUGAAGUCGUCCCGGUCUUCGUCCGGCCGGAGGCACCACCCAGUGCGCGAGAGUCAAUCGUAGAUCUAGAUCGACCGAAAUGGGCCGAUCUCCAAAAAACACCACCGCCCACGUCCGUCAAGACGCAGACGGCGGAACGCACCCUUGGCUCCGUGACGCCGACCACCGCCACCACCUCUACCGGCACGUCCUCUUACACACGAAACGGUCGAAGCUUCGACCUCCGCUGUGCAAGCUAG